CUCCACCCCUCUUUUUCAGUUUCAGCUCUGCUCUUCCUGAGCUCACUCUGUUGUUGGCGUUCGCGUUGACUGUCCAGAGUCCGCGAGCUGAGCACUCCCUGCCUCUCCCUGCCUGUUUUUACUCCCUCUCUCCCAUCUCAGCAACCACAUUCAUCUUCCUCCUGCCCUCUGGCCCAAAAGCCCCUGGUUCCUCUCCCUACUUCCUGAUCUGAUUCUGACAUCCGAUUGGACAUGGCGUACCAUAGCUUCCUGCUGGAACCAAUUAGCUGUCAUGCAUGGAACAAAGAUCGAACCCAGAUUGCCCUGUGCCCCAAUAACCAUGAGGUUCAUAUCUAUAAGAAAGAUGGGACCAAGUGGACCAAAAUCCAUGAGCUGAAAGAGCACAAUGGCCAGGUAACAGGGAUUGACUGGGCCCCAGACAGUAACCGCAUUGUCACUUGUGGCGCUGACCGUAAUGCUUAUGUGUGGACCAUGAAAGAGGGAACAUGGAAGCCCACCUUGGUCAUCCUGAGGAUCAACCGAGCCGCUCGCUGUGUGAAGUGGUCACCAAAGGAGAACAAGUUUGCUGUAGGCAGCGGCUCACGGCUCAUCUCCAUCUGCUACUUUGAGCAGGAAAACGACUGGUGGGUGUGCAAGCACAUCAAGAAGCCGAUCCGUUCUACAAUCCUGAGUUUGGACUGGCAUCCUAAUAACGUCCUGUUGGCUGCUGGAUCCUGUGACUUCAAAUGCAGGGUGUUCUCGGCGUACAUUAAAGAGGUGGAGGAGAAGCCUGGCCCCACUGCUUGGGGCAGCAAGAUGCCAUUUGGGGAGGUGCUUUUUGAGUCUGGAGGUUCUGGAGCUGCAGCUCCCACAUCAGGAGGAGGUGGCGGCUGGGUGCACAGCGUGUGCUUUUCACAUUCUGGAAACCGUUUGGCCUGGACUUCUCACGACUCCACGGUGUCAGUGGCUGAAGGAGGGAAGACCGGCACGGUGACCAGCCUGAGCUCCGAGACUCUUCCUCUCCUGUGUGUUACCUUCAUCACUGAGAACAGCCUAAUUGCUGCUGGUCAUGACUGUUACCCAGUGCUGUUUGUGUAUGAAGGUACCACGUUGACAUUUGGUGGCAAGUUGGAUGUUCCCAAGCAGGCUGCAGCGAAGGGCAUUAGUGCCAGGGAACGUUUUCAGAACCUGGACCGUCGUGCCUCUGAGACCCAGAGCACCGACAAGGACUUAAACACGCUCCACAAGAACAGCAUCAGCCAAAUCUCUGUGCUGGAGGGAGGAAGAAACCAGUGCAGCAAGUUCUGCACCACUGGCAUGGAUGGAGGAAUGGGCAUCUGGGAUGUCAAGAGUCUGGAGUCUGCUAUGAAGAAUUUGAAGAUAGUGUGAGCUGAACUAUGCAUUUCCCCACCAAAGCGUCGGAGACAUGAAGAAAUCUGCUUCUGUGUUACAAAAAGCUUUUUGGCAGUAUUUUAAUCAAGUAUUUCUUUAUAAAUGUAGUGGAAACAAUCUGCUCUGUUCAAGCAGCAUCUGCAGCUCCUCUGAAGGCUUUUUGCUGGCUCAUUUGAUUACUGCAUAAGAGGGGGCUGACCUCAGAUCUACAAAUGGUACUUAAUGAGUUUAAUUAGUAUUUUGUAGUCAAGCUCAUUAUGAGCUGAACGCUUAAAGCAGCUUUUUAUGUAUUUAACACAGAGAAAGGCUGCAGAUUUAUAUUAAAAGCUUAUGCUGGUCAUAACAUGCAUUUAAUAAAGCAUUGGUCAAUACCAAUGUG
Molecule: messenger RNA, 1750 nt
Organism: Cyprinodon variegatus (sheepshead minnow)
Lineage: Eukaryota; Metazoa; Chordata; Actinopteri; Cyprinodontiformes; Cyprinodontidae
Gene: arpc1b
Product: actin-related protein 2/3 complex subunit 1B-like
Exons: 10
Coding region: 232-1368 (378 amino acids)
Biological process (GO): Arp2/3 complex-mediated actin nucleation
Cellular component (GO): actin cytoskeleton; Arp2/3 protein complex
Molecular function (GO): actin filament binding
Source: RefSeq, a predicted model, not a curated record